UUCAUUGCCUCGUUCUAUCAACAUGUGGUGGUACAAAGACGGGGUCGAAGAUCGUAAAACAUCAGAUAAUGUGCAAGAUUCUACAUUUCAAAUUGCUGCAUCUUGGCAAGCCAACAAAAACUUAUUGCUGAAGGGGAAAGUGGGGCCUCUCAGCUCGUCUGUAGCUUUGGCAUUUAAGUCAUGGUGGAAACCUUCUUUCACUUUCAGCAUCUCAGCUACUCGAGAUCGUACAGUUGGAAAGACAGCCUUCGGAUUUGGCAUCCGCAUUGACAAUCUUAGAGAAGCGAGUUACCAAAGGGCUGAUCCAAAUUUUGUAAUGUUGACACCAAACAAAGAGCAUCUAGCUGAGGGCAUCCACUGGAAAGUUGGAACAAGACCAAUGCUACAAUCAGAUGUAAAUUCUGGGAAUUUUGAUGGGUUACCAAGGGAAUUGAGACCCUUGGGUACAAUUUUGUAAUUGUAAAUUUUAUUUAAUUUUUAAAUUUAUUUUCAUUUGUGAAAUAAGCAGUGGAACAUUUUCACUAUUUUAGUCAAUUCGAGUAUUGUAGUUUCAUGAGUUCGAAUGUUGCUGCUUAUAAAUCUUUGCAGUCUGGGAUUUUGUUUUUUUUUUUGGGUUUUCUGAUAAGCAGGGUCAUUGGACUUGCGAAUGUAGU
This is a messenger RNA of Ilex paraguariensis (yerba mate), 653 nucleotides long. NCBI's taxonomy places the organism in Eukaryota, Viridiplantae, Streptophyta, Magnoliopsida, Aquifoliales, Aquifoliaceae. The record is from the annotation of a GenBank genome assembly.